CAGUAGAGCAGAAUAUCUAGUAUCAGAUGUGGAGAUUGCAAGGCACAAGGAAAAGACCCAGGGGAAGAUCAGAUUUCAAAAACUAGAGACAUAUUUGUUCUUUUUUGGCCACCUAUGGCUGUAUAUUUGUACUGUAAGGAGUAUAGUCAACAACAAAAAUCUUCCAGUUUUUAUUUUACAGGGCCCUGGUUCUGGCAAACAGAACUCUUAAGGGGUGGAGAGAGAAUGAGGUUCAGAAUUGCUGCUGGGUGGUGUCUGUUCGCCCCCUGCUGGGGGAGCUAAGACAUGCUCAUCUCUGAAGAAUGGAGAUCCUAGGUACCAGUUUUUCCCAGCACUGUAGGGACUGGUUUUAUUGAAUGGGGAGGACAGCAGGUGAUACCAGAGGUAGAAGCUGAUCCAUGGACCCUUGAGGUGUGGGAAUAGAUAUUUUCAGGACAUGAGGGACAACAAUAGCUGGAUAAAGGCCCAGGUGUCCUUUGUCUGGGCCACUGUUCCCACGUUCAGGAACCCGACGCUUGUGGGUGAGGACGCACUGUCCUCCAGCCAAGUUAAUAACUUCCUCCCCCAGUCAAGGAAUAUAGCUCUGCCACUGCAGCAGCUCCUGCUCAAACUGUCUAUCAAAACCACUCUGCAGCUCAGGAUCAAGGAGCAUGGUCACAGGAAGGUGGGGUUUCAGAAUGCCCCUCAGGGACUGCCCUUCUCCCCAGAAUUCCAUCAUGAAAGUCCAUAUGCUUGUAGGUGUGCUGGUCAUGGUGGGCUUCGCAGUGGGAAAAGCUCCUGGUCCUGAAGUCCGGACCUGCCACCUCUGCCUCUUAGAAGACCCUUCUACAGGGUGCAUUUCAGGCUCAGAGAAGUGUACCAUCAGCAGCACGUCACCGUGCAUGGUGAUCACCAUCUACUAUGAUACCAAGAUUCGUUUCUUCAUCCGAGGCUGUGGACAGUAUAAUUCCUACCGCUGCCAAGAAAAACGCAAUACCUACUUCCCGGAGUACUGGUACCAGGCCCAGUGCUGCCAGUAUGAUUACUGCAACUCCUGGUCCAGCCCCCAGCUCCACAGCUCCCCACUUGACCCCCCUGCUGGGACCUGGGGCCUGCCCCUCUCUGAGUCCCAGAUCCAGUGGUUCUACCGGGCCCUGAACCUCUCGCUUCCCCUCCGCAGCUUCCAUGCUGGGGGGGAGCCUGAAUGCCUGGGUAACCUGGCCACCCUGCCCCUGAAUCUGAGCUUAUCCAUUGCUGACCUGCGUCACAUAUAUUUGUCUCUCAACAGUUCGGGACUUUUGGUUCUUCCUUGGACUAAGCCCUGAUGCCUGAGCCUUGUGGAUUUCACUCCAUUACAGCAUCUCUCCCCUAACACCACAGCCCCCUGUGCUGUCCUAGAACACCUACUUUCUCUGCUCUGUGAUUUCUCUGGUCUCCAUUCCCCUGUAUUUUCAGUGUCUCUGGCUUUAGUGUCAUUUUCUUCCCAGAAACUGGGGUGCUGCACCUCCUAGAAAAUAAUGAGUUCAGAGUCUGCCCAGGCUGGCCUGGGGAAGGCACAGUGGCUUCCUGGUCCCUUUCUGGUCACCGGAGUCAGCCAUGCCCCUCAUCUUCCCAGUCCUCUGCCAAUCUGGUCACCUGCUGCCUCUGUUCAGAUCUGUUUGUAGAUCACAUUCUAUGCCUACCUUGAGACCCAGACUGAACUUGCAGUAAGAAGGGUAGACUAAUGUGCACGUUUCUUUACUAGGCACUGUGGUGUCCCUGCCUCACUGUGUCUACUCCCACCUCCCUGCCCUGGUCACCUGCUUCUCUCCUCUCGUUGCAGUCCGUGGUCUCAGCCCCACUCCGCAUCACUGAGUCCUGAAACCCGCUUCCAUAGAUGCCAGGGGAGAGGAGAGGGUCCCCCCUGCUCUGCUCCACAUCUCCUGCUUGCUCUCCACAAACUCCACAAUAAAUGGACUGGGCUAA
Messenger RNA from Nyctereutes procyonoides (raccoon dog), 1944 nucleotides. It is a transcript of the gene LY6G5B, whose product is annotated as lymphocyte antigen 6 family member G5B. The transcript has 3 exons. NCBI's taxonomy places the organism in Eukaryota, Metazoa, Chordata, Mammalia, Carnivora, Canidae. Gene Ontology annotation, cellular component: external side of plasma membrane. The record is from RefSeq and is a predicted model, not a curated record. Bases 651 to 1304 code for a protein of 217 amino acids.